This is a messenger RNA of Lemur catta (Ring-tailed lemur), 8003 nucleotides long. RefSeq names its product prickle planar cell polarity protein 2 (gene PRICKLE2). The transcript has 8 exons. The record is from RefSeq and is a predicted model, not a curated record. NCBI's taxonomy places the organism in Eukaryota, Metazoa, Chordata, Mammalia, Primates, Lemuridae. Bases 268 to 2805 code for a protein of 845 amino acids. Gene Ontology annotation, molecular function: zinc ion binding.
CCCACAUCCAGAGGGACAGUUGGGUCCGAUCGCACAGGAGGUGGGGCGGGAGGGACAGGCCAUCCUGCCUGGGACAUACGUGGGGCUUUGGAGGGAGCCCCCGUGCUGGAGACAUGCGUGUGUUGUCUUUUUGUUUUGAAGUUGACCGGACUGGGGAGGAUAGAGCGAGGCCAGCCAUGUAACGCCUGUGGUGACCAGUGCCCUGGGUUCGCCUUGCACAAAUGGAGGAAGAUCUGCCUGCACUGCAAGUGUCCCCGGGAGGAGCACAUGGUGACGGCGAUGCCGCUGGAGAUGGAGAAGACCAUUAGCAAACUCAUGUUUGACUUCCAGAGGAACUCGACCUCGGAUGAUGACUCGGGCUGUGCCCUAGAAGAGUAUGCCUGGGUCCCGCCGGGUCUGAAGCCUGAACAGGUUCACCAGUACUACAGCUGUCUCCCCGAAGAGAAAGUCCCUUAUGUCAACAGCCCUGGAGAGAAGCUGAGAAUCAAGCAGCUACUACACCAGCUCCCGCCACAUGACAAUGAGGUUCGAUACUGCAACUCCCUGGACGAGGAAGAGAAGAGGGAGCUGAAGCUGUUUAGCAACCAGAGAAAACGUGAAAACUUGGGCCGAGGGAAUGUCAGGCCCUUCCCAGUCACCAUGACAGGAGCUAUUUGUGAACAGUGUGGAGGCCAGAUCAACGGUGGGGACAUUGCUGUGUUUGCCUCGCGUGCCGGCCACGGCGUCUGCUGGCACCCGCCGUGCUUCGUGUGCACUGUCUGCAAUGAGCUCCUGGUAGAUCUGAUCUACUUUUACCAAGAUGGGAAGAUAUACUGUGGCAGGCACCACGCCGAGUGCCUGAAGCCGCGCUGUGCAGCCUGUGACGAGAUCAUCUUUGCAGACGAGUGCACAGAAGCUGAGGGACGCCACUGGCACAUGAAACACUUUUGCUGCUUCGAGUGUGAGACGGUGCUGGGCGGCCAGCGGUACAUCAUGAAGGAGGGGAGGCCCUACUGUUGCCACUGCUUCGAGUCCCUGUACGCAGAAUAUUGUGACACCUGUGCCCAACACAUAGGGAUCGACCAAGGUCAGAUGACCUACGACGGCCAACACUGGCACGCCACCGAGACCUGCUUCUGCUGUGCUCACUGCAAGAAAUCCCUCCUGGGGCGACCGUUCCUCCCGAAGCAGGGCCAGAUAUUCUGCUCACGGGCCUGCAGUGCCGGGGAGGACCCCAACGGCUCUGACUCAUCCGAUUCAGCCUUCCAGAACGCCAGGGCCAAGGAGUCCCGGCGCAGCGCCAAAAUCGGCAAGAACAAGGGCAAGACGGAGGAGCCUAUGCUGAACCAGCACAGCCAGCUGCAAGUGAGCUCCAAUCGGCUGUCAGCCGACGUGGACCCGCUGUCGCUGCAGAUGGACAUGCUCAGCCUGUCCAGCCAGACGCCCAGCCUCAACCGGGACCCCAUCUGGAGGAGCCGCGAGGAGCCCUACCACUAUGGGAACAAGAUGGAGCAGAGCCAGCCCCAGAGUCCCCUGCAGCUCCUCAGCCAGUGCAACAUCAGGGCGCCCUACAGUCCAGGGGGACAGGGGGCCGGGGCCCAGCCCGACAUGUGGCCCAAGCACUUCAACAACCCCAAGAGGAGCUCGUCACUGGCCAUGAAGGGGCACGGUGGCAGCUUCAUCAAGGAGUGCCGUGAGGACUAUUACCCGGGCAGGCUGAGGUCCCAGGAGAGCUACAGCGACAUGUCCAGUCAGAGUUUCAGUGAAACCCGCGGCAGCAUCCAAGUCCCCAAAUAUGAGGAAGAGGAGGAGGAGGAAGGGGGCAUGUCCGCUCAGCAGUGCCGGACGCGUCAUCCAAUCAGUUCCCUGAAAUACACAGAGGACAUGACACCCACAGAGCAGACCCCUCGGGGCUCCAUGGAAUCGCUGGCCCUGUCUAACGCAACAGGCCUCUCCGCUGACGGUGGUGCCAAGCGCCAGGAGCACCUCUCCCGAUUUUCCAUGCCUGACCUCAGCAAAGACUCUGGAAUGAAUGUCUCUGAGAAGCUGAGCAACAUGGGCACUCUUAACUCGUCCAUGCAGUUCCGGAGCGCAGAGUCCGUUCGCAGCCUGCUCUCUGCCCAGCAGUACCAGGAGAUGGAGGGCAACCUCCACCAGCUCGGCAACCCCAUUGGCUACAGAGACCUGCAGUCCCACGGAAGGAUGCACCAGAGCUUUGAUUUUGACGGGGGGAUGGCGGGCAGCAAACUGCCGGGGCCGGAGGGCGUGAGGAUCCAGCCGAUGAGCGAACGCACCCGCAGAAGAGCCACUUCCCGCGACGACAACCGCCGCUUCCGACCGCACCGGUCCAGGCGCUCCCGACGCUCUCGCUCGGACAACGCCCUCCACCUGGCCAGCGAACGCGAGGCCCUGUCUCGGUUGAAAGAAAGGCCGCCUCUGCGAGCCAGGGAGGACUACGACCAAUUCAUGCGCCAGCGGAGCUUCCAGGAGAGCCUGGGGCACGGCGGGUCCCGCAGGGACCUGUACGGCCAGUGCCCGAGGACUGUGUCGGACCUGGCCCUGCAGAAUGCCUUCGGGGAUCGAUGGGGACCCUACUUCACCGAGUACGAUUGGUGUUCCACCUGCUCGUCCUCUUCGGAGUCUGACAAUGAGGGCUAUUUCCUGGGAGAACCGAUCCCCCAGCCGGCCCGCCUGCGCUAUGUCACCAGUGAUGAGCUGCUGCACAAAUACAGCUCCUACGGCCUCCCCAAAUCUUCCACGUUAGGUGGCAGAGGACAGUUGCACAGCAGGAAAAGACAAAAGAGCAAAAACUGUAUCAUUUCUUAAUGUGAUCGGGAUCAGGGAAUGGGGGGGGAGACGGGAGCUAAGAAUGUAAAUUCAGGAACUUGCACUGUUUUCAAUUUUAAAGCGCUUUUGGGGGUGGUUGGUGCGGGAGAAAAGGGAAAACGCUCUCAGUUGAUGGAGGCGAAGUUACAGAUUGACUAAAUAGGUAGUCACAGUUCUUGGCAUGUUGAAUAUUAUUUGCACAUUUCACUUUGGAAACACAGUAGACUCUGUCGAGGCCAGGGUUGGUCACCUCCUUCCCAUCGGUUCUGUGUUGAGUUGCCACUCACUAGAUGGCAAAUUGUUUCCUGCUCGCUUAUAUCCUCUCUGGUUCUCUUCCUUUUAGGACUCUUUUUUUCAGUAAGUAAUUUGUUUAUUAGCCAGGACCCAAGACUAAGUUAUUUACAUGUCCAUUGUAAAUGCAAUGUAAAUGAGAAUUCUGAUAAAAUAUUUUUGUAUUUUGUAAUAUCAAAGGAAUUUCUAUAUCGUAGGACUCAGUGGGGACUUGCAUGCACAACCACCAUUGUCUUUGAGUAGCAUUAAAAGGUGGCCCAGGACCACCUUUUUUUUUUUUUUUCUAUACAAAUUUGUUACAUGUCAGUGAGACCUUUUUCAAAGGAAUAUAUUCAAUUUGGCUUUUCGUGGCUGAAAAAAUAAAUAACUAUUAUACCCAAAGCAUUUUAUGCUCCAUUCCAUCUUAAGGAGCUAUCCUUAAGUCUGCUCCCACCCUUAGUAGAAUUUAUUCUCUACAAAGUGGUAGUAUUUUUUUUUAAUUGCAAAUGUAACUUUCACCAAUUAGAGAAACCAAUCAGUGUCAGUAAAGUUCCGUGAGAAAUGUCAUCCCUGCUGGGAGCGUUGAAGUUGCUUAAUGUUGAUCUAUCCCUUGGGGAAAGUAACAGUGACUGUGAGUGGUGCUGUUGUGUGAUGUCAGCAUGACGUUGUUUUGAAUGUGGCAUUAUGUUCUGGUGCUCAUGUUUCCUGGAUUGUGUUAUCUGCUUUCCUUUACCAAGGCAGACGGAACUGCUGCCUUAGCCUGACAACCGGUUGUCCUCAAAGCAAAUGAACUUAAGCAUUUGGAAUUGAGGGAUAGAAAGGUUCUAGGGGGGGUUGGGAGGGAUGGUGUGUCGCAUGUUAUGCGUGGAGAUGGAACGAGGCAGUUUGCAAACAGAAAGCAGAACAAGGGUAGAAGUUGAAGGAGGGUCAGGGACAAGAAGAACUUCUAGAAAUGAAAUAGAGGAGAGGUGACAACCACCUUGAAUAGCCCCCAGUGCUUGUAGAAAGAAUCCAGCUUAACAGGCUCAGGAACCCUAGCAUCUGGGUUCCCUAGGAGGGAUGAGCUGCUGAGAAUUUCAGUGUCAUGACUUUCGGGAAAAAAAAAAAAAAAACAGACUUUGUUGAAAGGGGGAUUUCCAUUUUGAACUUUGAGAACUGUUGGUCAGACCGAAAAUGGGCUCAAAAGUGAGUUUGCUUAACGAAGACAUUUAACGGUUGUGCUGUUUAUAGUAAAAUAAAACUUCCUCCCUUGCUUCAGUUAAAAAUGAAGCGCUUGCUUUUUCUUCCAUUCUCCUCCUCCCCUUAAUGGAUUGUGGCAGUCGAAAUAAUCCAUCGGAGGACCCACCUUUAGUGAGAUGUACUGUCGACGUAGCACACGGUGUGUCUCAGUGGUCGUCUGCCAUGGUGAGGUGAGCGUGGUCUCUUUUCAGUAUAGUAGUUAACAUUUUCUAGUAUUUUUUAUGGAGAGAAUGUACAAAGUGGCUUGUCAGACACCAUCCCAAAUGGGUCUGGGGAAAGGAAGGCUGUAAAGGACAUGGGAAUGGCACUCCAUUCAGGAUGUAUUAAAAUAAUUUGCUUUUCAGGUAUUAAUAUGACAUUUGUCAUUGUCACUAAUUUUUAAAAAAAAAAAAGCAAUGCAAAUGUUGGUUGUGGCCGUUUUCCGCAUGCUAUCUUCAUAUCUAAAUGCUUCAUUAAUUAUCCGAGCCUCCGGAGAAUUAACUCUAUUACGUUUGUAUAGUAAGUUUGUAAACUGCUUGGCAAACUGAUUAAGAAAUAAUGUGCAACACCAUGCUACUAAAGUGGCAGGUUUCUGGUAGAAAUCGGACGAGUCCAAUUUAGAGUUUUGGGUUCCUUGAUUAACGAGAAUAAAAAGGCAUUUUUGGAAAAAGAAAAGAGAAGGGAAAAGUAGAUCACUUAACUUAGCAAAUGGUUGAAAAUAUGUCCAUCCUCUUUGGCCCCAAAUCCAAUGAAACAAAUUCUCCUGGUAAGAGUUGCUUCCUAACUCUGUUCUUCUCAGAACACCUCUUACAUUUCCCACAAAAGCUUUAACCACCAUCAGCAGAAAGAAGGUGGUCUAGAAACUGACGCACAAGCAGUACCCAAAGGGGGGCUGGAGGCACAAGUCAUUUCAGGUCUCGCCGCCCAGAGAGCAUCCAGGCACUGACCUGGUCAGAGCUUGAGAAAUUAUGGGAUACAAGCCUCAGGGUCAAACUGUCUACUAGCAAGGUCACCUCCAUCCAUUCCACCACUGCAGAUCUUGUCUCCCUACCCCAAAUGCAGCCAGCCACCUUCUGGAGAAUGCUGGGGGAGGAAGGCCAGUGUCUCACGAUAGUGGUGGAAACUCCAAGUCAGUACCCUAUUGAGGGCAGGACAUCAUUGUAUUGUGAGUUCCACAUGUUAGUGAUAACUUACACAUAACAUACCAGAAUCCCAAUCCCCAAAAUUCUUUCCUGAGGCAAGAACUUAAGGUCCUCACCUGACUCCUCCAUCAUCAUCAUUAGCUCUUAUUGGUCCUGUUUCUCCCGUGAGUGGGGCCUGUUCUCACUUCUUAGAUCAUCAUUUCAUCUUCAAUAGACUAAUUUUUAGAAGAAUAAUCUUUUCCCGGUGUUCUCUCUUCUCUAAUACCUUGGCUGGGUUGUUUUGUUUUGUUUUCUUGGUUUUAUUUUUUUCCCUACAGAUCCUUAUAUUGGUCUUCUUGUCUUUUGGUUAGAACCACAACUUUAGAAUUCAGUUCAUUUCCUGUCACUGCUCAAUUCAGUGGCAACAGAGCUGGCUCUUUCCCAGGCUCAAGAAAUAUAAGUCAUUGCCACUUUCCUGAAUGGCCCUGCCAAUGCAUACUAUCCUUGAUACUGUGAAAAAGUUCCUUAGCAACCAGGUGGCACUGAGCAUGGCAUUUGGGGACCCUUCCUUCUGUCCUCCUGGGAUCUCCACCAAGUGUGAAGGUGAAUGGAAGAGGGAGAUCAGAACCAUGCUUCCUGGUUUCUCAUAUGUCCAAGAGAGAAGUCCCGGGGUUGGUUGUUUGUCGCCAUCUUUCUACUUUCACCUUUUAGUCCAUAGUCCUUCAUUUCUACUCCCAACCAGCUAAGCAAACAAGCAAUUUCGUGUUUCUAAUAUGAGACCUGGAGGCAGCACUUUCUCAUUCCGUACGAUGCUCCAGCACUGUAACCAAGUUAUAUUUUCUUUUCCUCCUGCAGCAGCUUUCUGCUCCUUGGGUACUACUAGAUAUUGUUGAGUUCGGGCGGGGCCAGGGAUGGCAUAUACUGUGGCCUGUGCUCUGCACUCCCUGCAACCUGAGCAGAUAGACCCAGGGUGUCACUGUAUACUUUCCCAGAGAAGGUGGAUGCAGCCUCAGAAAUCUUUGCAACACUCUAAGCAGCCAGGGCCAGAUGAUUAGAGCUGAUCUUAUUUGUCUGAUAACAAAUCCUAUUUGUGAACCAAUUCUUAUCUGUCUUUCCACCCUUGGCUCUCUUGUCGUGGAACAGAAACAAUAGACCAGACACUUAGGAAGCACCGUUCAUAAGUAAUUUGGAGACUGCAAUUCCCCUGCCCCUCGGAUGAUGGGGGCUAGAGGAUGCUUUAUUUCUUGGGCUAAAGGAUGACAAAUGUCUUCGGCCUUUGCCAUUUUCCUGUUCUUUGCCAGUUAUCAUAGGCAGCCGUCUGUGUAUUUUGCAGAGGUCAGAUAAAACUCCAUCUUAUUCUUCAUCUAAUCCCACCUUCUAACACGAAAGAAAACAAAUAUUUAAAUUCCAAAAAGAAAUGUUCUUUAUGUAUUUCUAACAGAAACCAGAUGCUAACGCCUAAGAAGGAGGAUCCAUCUAUGACAAAGGAAAGUGGAAAACUGAACCAGUUAUCUGAAUACUUCAUGCCAGAAGCGUUGCUAAUAGCAACUGUUUAGCACCUUCAUGGCUUUAAAAUGGGCUCUGCAGGCAGCAUUGCAUAUGCAGGACUCAGUAGCCAAGCCUCCACUGCCGGCUGUGAAGGCAGUUUCAGAUCGCCACCUUUUGAGGUACAUUUCUUUAAGCACUAGAGAAGUGGAAAUGAAGGGACCUUUGCCUUGUCUCCAGAAGUUUGUCCCUCGGGGGCCUCAGCAGACACCAGACCUUGCUUGCGUGACCAUUCGGAAGUAGUCAGCAAGGUUAAGAUCAAGAAAGGCUUGGAUUCUUUUUCCAUUUUCUCAGAAUAGUAGCCCAGUCCACACAAGGCUCCCAUAAAACAUGACUCACUGUUGGGAGAGAUACUAUUUUAUAAGCUUACUUCUUGCUGACAAAACUAGCUUUCCUCAAGGGAAUAAAAAGGAGAAGGGGAAAGUCACAUAGUGUUAGGAAAACAUUUCUGUUAUUUAGACAUGAUGAAUCCGUAGGAUAGAAAAGUCGUCUUGUUCUAUCCUGAGCGUUUCUGAGCUAUCCCUUCGCCCUACUUGGCAUUUGUCCAUUGAUGUUCAAUAGGUCGCUGACCAAGCUUUUCUAAAUUUUUCAGAGAGAGGGUUACUUACCAAUAAGGCCUGUUCUCCAACCGAUCUAGUCGAUUUUCAUAUUUCUCCAUGAAGUGUUAUGAUCCUAUCAUGGGCCCUGACGUAACAUUCUAGGGCCUACGGGUCCUCUAUUUUCUUCAGCAAAUUAGGACAUCGGCAGUUUUUCCUGUCCUAAACUCACACUUUCCCACACGGGAUCGCUUUGCCCAUCUCCUGCUUUAAUUUUCAAGUGCAUAAACAAAACCUCAAAGGGCUGAGAAGGUGAGGCAGGCCAGAGUCUGUGUUACGUGUUGAGUGUCAAGCUGUUUGUUAAGAAGGUCUGCAACAGGCCUUUGGUGUGGGCUCUGCCAGAGACUGUUCUGAACACUUUGCUUGAGAUCUGUGCCCUGUAAAAUGAAUAUGAUGUUUUACUGAUGUCUGUAAUACAUUUGUAAACUUCCAAUAAAUUUGAAUAAAA